Molecule: messenger RNA, 477 nt
Organism: Thelazia callipaeda (thelaziosis nematode)
Lineage: Eukaryota; Metazoa; Nematoda; Chromadorea; Rhabditida; Thelaziidae
Source: the annotation of a GenBank genome assembly
AUGCAUAAUCCAACUUCAGUGCAACAAUUUAUAAUUAUUGCGACGUCGUCUUCUAUUAUCAGUCCAAUAACGUGUACAAGCAAAUUGCGAUCUGGCCAAGAUACGGGAAGAGCAUGCACCUCUACUGAAUGCAAGUAUAGACUUGAAUUUUGGUCACAAAGGAAUUUAAAGAAUCUAUGGGUAGUACUGAUUCUAGUGAUGAGUUUAGCGUUUUUCGUCACUAUUGUUGUUGUUGUAUCUCGUUAUUAUGCUCGAAAGCAUACAGAGCAGCAUUCAUCGUCGGCUUCAGAAGAAAUGUUUAAUAUUACAAUUCCAAGUAUUGAAAUUCGUCAAAUAACAGAUAAAUACGGGCGUAAUAUCGUUCGUAUUCAAACAAAUCGAAGCUUACUUGAUGACAAUACUAUUGAACUUCGAGAAUCCAGUCGUGGAAAUGAGUGUUAUAUUAGUAUCGAGUCUGUAGAUCAGUUAGAAAAGUGA